Molecule: messenger RNA, 744 nt
Organism: Pelmatolapia mariae (spotted tilapia)
Lineage: Eukaryota; Metazoa; Chordata; Actinopteri; Cichliformes; Cichlidae
Product: trypsin-like
Exons: 5
Coding region: 1-744 (247 amino acids)
Biological process (GO): proteolysis
Molecular function (GO): serine-type endopeptidase activity
Source: RefSeq, a predicted model, not a curated record
AUGUUCGGUCUGCAGAAAUUUCUCCUCCUUCUUGUUCUGACCUGCUUUGGACAACUCGUGCAUGGGGGUGAUAUCAUACAUGGAGGAAAAGCCCCGGAGGGUUCAAUGCGAUAUAUGGUCUCUGUGCAAAACAACGGCGGUCAUGUGUGUGGAGGGUUUCUCAUCACUAAUAACUUUGUGGUCACUGCCGCACACUGUAUUCACGACUACCCCACGCAUGUUGUUCUUGGCAACCACAAUCUCAAGAAUGGCCAAAUAGUAGAGAUUAAAAAAAAAUUCGUCCAUAACAGUUACGAAAGCCCUGAGACGGGUGAUGACAUCAUGCUCCUACAAUUGGCAACCACAAACAGUCUACACGAUGUAAUUCAACUUCCGCAUGCUGAAAUAGAUCUAACAGCAAAUGAAGUGUGCCAGGUGGCUGGAUGGGGAAAAACUAUGAGUGGUGGUAAAAAUGUUGGUGAGCUGAGGGUGGUGGACGUGUCUGUCAUUAACCCACAAGUCUGUAAGAAUCAAUGGCCUCAACUUCCUGCCAAUGUUACCUGUGCAGGUGGAUAUGGCACAAGCAAAGGAUUCUGUCAGGGUGAUUCUGGUGGUCCUCUGGUGUGCAAAGGGUUUGCUGUUGGUAUCGUUUCUUUCAACUACAACAGCAAUUGUAACUACCCAGAUAAACCCAACGUCUACACGGACAUCUCAAAAUACCUCCAAUGGAUCGACAAGAUUCUACAAAACCACAAAACAUUUUGA